AUGGAGCACCAGUCCAUCAUCGCCCAGGUUAGCAGGGAGGAGGGGAGCGCUCCGCUGCAGGAGAAAGGUACCCAGGUCCCCACCAAGAAGCCUCGGAGCCGCAGCAUUCUCCAGUCCCUGUUCUGCUGCCUGUGCUGUGAUGAAGGGGAGCCCUGUGCCAGCACCACCAGUGCCCCACUGCUGGUGGAGGAGAAUGGGGCUCUGCCCAAGGCUGCUGUCAAACACCUCCUGCCUGAGAUCAAGCCACAGGAUGCCAGCAAGCUCUGUGUGGUCAUCGACCUGGAUGAGACACUGGUGCACAGCUCCUUCAAGCCAGUGAACAACGCUGACUUCAUCAUUCCCGUGGAAAUAGAUGGCAUCAUGCACCAGCCUCCCUCUGCCCCCUGCCCACAGGUGUACGUGCUCAAGCGGCCACACGUGGACGAGUUCCUGCAGCGCAUGGGCGAGCUGUUCGAGUGCGUGCUCUUCACCGCCAGCUUGGCCAAGUAUGCGGACCCCGUGGCUGAUCUGCUGGAUAAAUGGGGGGCUUUCCGGACACGGCUUUUCCGGGAAUCCUGUGUCUUCCAUCGUGGCAACUAUGUGAAGGACCUGAGCCGCUUGGGCCGCGAUUUGCGCCGCAUCAUCAUUGUGGACAACUCGCCUGCAUCCUACAUCUUCCACCCCGAUAACGCUGUGCCUGUGGCCUCCUGGUUCGAUAACAUGGCGGACACAGAGCUGCUGGACCUGCUGCCCUUCUUCGAGAGGCUCAGCAAGGUGGAGGAUGUGUACGCAGUGCUCAAGAAGCAACGGACUAACAGCUAGUGCCCCCCCUCCUCCCCCAAAGGUGCUGCCUGUGUGGGGGGCACUGCUGUGGCAGCCAGGUGCCUUAUUUUAGGGGCAAACGGGGUCCUGAUGUGCCCCCUGCUGUUGUCCUUCUCAGCCCUGGUGGGCACGAAUGCCUGCUGGUGGUGGAAGAUGUAGGUGCCCGUGCUGAGGAGCUGAGUGUCCCCCUUUCUGUGGAGGAGGGGGUACAUGUGUGACCCACUGCCUUGCUGUGCUGGGGAACUGUUGAGGGGUGGUCUCAACCUCCCUUACUGUCUCAUCCCCAUCC
Indicator indicator is the source of this 1090-nucleotide messenger RNA. It is a transcript of the gene CTDSP1, whose product is annotated as CTD small phosphatase 1. Lineage: Eukaryota; Metazoa; Chordata; Aves; Piciformes; Indicatoridae. The record is from RefSeq and is a predicted model, not a curated record. The transcript is spliced from 8 exons. Gene Ontology annotation, molecular function: RNA polymerase II CTD heptapeptide repeat phosphatase activity. Bases 1 to 801 code for a protein of 266 amino acids.